This is a messenger RNA of Ylistrum balloti, 1626 nucleotides long. Its product is annotated as cAMP-dependent protein kinase catalytic subunit 3-like. The transcript is spliced from 8 exons. Bases 187 to 1206 code for a protein of 339 amino acids. Gene Ontology annotation, molecular function: protein serine/threonine kinase activity; ATP binding. The record is from RefSeq and is a predicted model, not a curated record. Gene Ontology annotation, biological process: protein phosphorylation. NCBI's taxonomy places the organism in Eukaryota, Metazoa, Mollusca, Bivalvia, Pectinida, Pectinidae.
GUCAUAAUUGGUUGUGAACAGGUACCAAAAUGUCAACGGUUUUCUGUUCUCGAUGAAGAAUAUGUCUUCACAUAUAACUUUAGUUUGUUUAUACAAGGACAUGUCGGAAUCAGGUUGAGUGCAGUUACAGUGCCGGUGGAUACUACAGUAGUAUACUCUUGCUUGAAGGGUAACUUAGUGCUAAAAAUGGCGUCUGCUAGAGUCGCUAAAAUAAAACGUCAGAGUUCAGUAAGAGAUGAAGAAAAAGAAAAGGGACCACCCAAAAUUAACAGCUAUGAUAUUCUUACGACGAUAGGGACCGGAACAUUUGGACGAGUGGUAUUAUGCAGACACAAAGAAAAUAAGGAGUAUUAUGCACUCAAAGUAAUGAAGAUCACGGAGGUUAUACGACUCAAACAAAUAGAACACGUGAAAAAUGAAAAAGAAAUUCUAGCCAGUGUCUCACAUCCAUUUAUCGUAAACAUGACAUGGGCCUAUCAUGAUGACCGAUUCCUUUAUAUGUUGUUGGAGUACGUUCCAGGAGGUGAACUCUUCUCAUAUCUUCGCAAUCAUGGCCGCUUCAACAAUGACAAGUCCAAUUUCUAUACAUGUGAAAUUGUGUCAGCAUUAGACUACUUACACUCCAAAUUAAUUGUAUAUAGAGACUUGAAACCAGAAAAUUUACUUCUUGAUAAGGAUGGACAUUUAAAAAUCACAGAUUUUGGUUUCGCAAAGAAGCUGGAAGAUAGGACGUGGACCCUGUGUGGUACCCCCGAAUAUCUUGCACCCGAAAUUAUCCAGAGCAAAGGUCACAACAAGGCUGUGGAUUGGUGGUCACUAGGCAUCCUCAUUUAUGAAAUGUUGGUCGGAUUCCCACCAUUUUUUGAUGACAACCCAUUUUCCAUUUAUGAGAAGAUUCUGGAAGGCAAGAUAGAAUGGCCUAGACAUCUGGAUCCUGUGGCAAAGGACCUGGUUAAGAAACUGCUUGUCCAGGACAGGACAAAACGGCUGGGAAAUAUGAAGAAUGGUGCAGAUGAUGUGAAAAGACAUAAGUGGUUCAAAGGUAUCCUAUGGGAGGAUGUGGUAGCAAGAAAACUAACGCCUCCUAUUGUACCCAAACUGUCACAUGCAGGAGACACAAAAAACUUUGAUGAAUACUCAGAAGAUGAUUGGCGGAAGGCAGCUGUUGUCAGUGACCGAGAACUCAAAUAUUUCCAGGACUUCUGAUCACAACAGCGUCCAAAACAAUUGGAAAAUCAUCCAUUUUUUUCAAAGGAUCAAUUAACAUGACAUGGAAUGUGAUGUUCGUGUCUGGAAGUGUGACACAGUUAAGGAUUCAGAUCUGUGCCGUAUAAUUAAAACAACCUGCUUCUGAAUUUGAAGCCUAGCACUAGCUGUUGCAGCCACUUGAUAUGCAUUAUUGGAUGGUAGACUGUAGUAGUGUUAUUUGCGAGGAUGCAAAAAGAUACCUUGGAGAUAAGAUUAUUAAAUAAGACUGUGUUUUGUUCCUAAACUUCCAUGAAAAUUUCAUCCAUUCUUCUUCAACCUUUUCAUAAAACCAUAAAAAAUUGAAUCUUUGAAAAUAACUUUUACUGUAUGUCCAUAGUUGUUGAUUAUUUUCUUUGAUAAAUUUUCAUUGAAAUAUUU